Messenger RNA from Brassica rapa (field mustard), 4047 nucleotides. RefSeq names its product S-protein homolog 2-like. NCBI's taxonomy places the organism in Eukaryota, Viridiplantae, Streptophyta, Magnoliopsida, Brassicales, Brassicaceae. The record is from RefSeq and is a predicted model, not a curated record.
GUUGGGGAAAGCUAGGCCCCGCGUGGAAAAGCACUUAUCCAGUAAUGGAAGUGAAAGAUCUCGUAAUGUAUGGAUGUAUCGCUUGAAGGAACAUAUUUAUGGAGAAAAGACUAAUCUUAUAGCUAGCGCCUAGCUACUAAAACACAUUGCAUAUAGAUUUUUUUUCCAACUAUUUCAACUAUUAUGGUAAAGAUUAGUAGCAAUAAGAAAGCAGCUGCAUAAUAAGCCGAAAUGAAAUUUAUUGUUUAAAAUUAGAUAAAUUUUUAAUUAUUGAUGAAAAAUUUAUUAAUUUUUUUAUAUUAUAUGAUCGUUUAUAUUAUGCAAUGUAUUUUAUUACUGGUCGAAUUAUAUUUAGAUGAAUAAUUAAUGAUGUUUUGUUUAGUAAACGUAAAAAAAAUUAGAAAAGGUAAAAAAAAAAUUAAUCUAUGUUUAAUCCAAAAUAUAUAUUUUUCCUCAACAAAUCAAGAAAGCUGACUCAAUAGACAGAAGAAGACCCCUACAACUGUCAAGUCUUUAACGUUGUUAAUUGUAAAAAAGUGUUGUUAAUAGUAAAAAUUACUACUAUAUAUAUUUAGUUGACAAUAAAUUAGGUCUCAAGUUAUUUCCUGUUGAUGGUCAAGCCAUAUAUGUUGUUCAUCUUCGAUACCAUAUACCAUUUACUCUAUGCGUGUUUGAAUAAGUUCAUAACUUCAACAUACAUCAAUUGUACAGACUUCUAACUAGAAAUCCGGUUAAUCAUAUCAUUUUGAUUCUUCUUAGGGGAAUCAGAAUUUGUAGAUUACUUUUUUGUUUAAAUCUCUGAUUGUCUUUCUUUAGUGAUGUUCAAGAGAGAAAAAUUUGAAACAACAUACCUCGUGUUUAAAUUUCAUUGGUGAAAGCAAAAUAUGAAAAUUGAAGAAAGAAGAUACUGAAAAUGCAAUUUUUAUUUCUUGCUUCUUAAGGUUUUACGAUGUCUUGUUACUUUAUUAAAUAUAUUAAGUGCUAAGAUCCUAGCUACACUUCCAUAUGUCAUCAACCUUUUUCUUCUAAUGAUCCAAGGGUUUCGUACUUGAAGUCUCUAUUUGCUUUCCUCUUCUUUUCUCUUUUCUUUCUCUGUUUUUGUCGUUGAGCAUUGUAUCCGUUGGAAAAGAUUUGAUUUGGCUUAGACUGAACGAGAGUGGGCUUGAAUUGACUUGGACUGAGUCACUUUCCUUUCUGAAAGUCGUUGUGAGUCUUUGUCUGAACCGUGUUGCUUGAGUUGAUACUCCUCUCAAACUAUGUGUAGGAGGAAUGUCCACGCCUAGUUUGAUACGAAGAUUUCAGAAGAGAGCCGUUGGGAGUGAUUUUGUAAAAAUAUCAGCUAACUGAAUCUGAGCCGAAAUGUGUUUCACCACCAAUGAACUUAAGGCCACUCUUUCACGGACAUAGUGAUAAUCCAUUUCAAAGUGUUUGAUUCUUUUAUGGAAUGCAUGGUUUGCCGUCAAGUAUAUAGAAGAGAGAUUGUCUCAAAAGAGCUCGGGUGUAACAUGAAGAGAGAUUCCGAGAUUUCUUGAGAAGCAAACUUAUCCAAGCCAAUUCUAAUGUUGUUUCAGACUAUGGCAUAUACUCUGCCUCGGAGGAAUUUUGUUGAUACAGUUGGUUUCUUUUUCGACAACCACGAGAUCAGGUUUUGGCAAGGAAUGUGCAAAACCCUAAUGUAUAAUGUAUUGUGGUUGUACAGACUGUCCAUUUGCUGUCACUGUAGGCUCGAAUAGUACAGCCUGUAUCAUCAAGAGUUGAAAUCCCCAUUGACACAAUACCUUUUACGUAUCAAAGUAUUCGUUUGAGGUUGGUGAAAUCAGAAAUUGAUGGAGAGUGCAUUUAUUUGGCACAUGUAGUUUUUGGAACUUUUUUUGACGAAAUGGUUUUAGACAAUUUUCGGUAAGAUUCCGGGAGAAGAUGUUCGUCGGAAUAACUGUGGACACUAUGAAGUAGUGUAACUACUGGUCAAAAUCAGAGUUGUUGUGAAUGAGAAAUGGAGAUCCAAUGUGAGUGUUUUAUAAUUUAUAAAACUUUAGAUUUAGCUAUGUAUAAAGCUUAGCAAAUGUCUCACAAUGAAUAUUUGGGUUUGAAUGUGGAUUUAUACUUAAAUCUUAUUCAUGAAAAUUUUAAAUGUUUUUUUUUCAUAUAAAAUAUAACCCAUUAAAAUCGACAAAAAAAUAUAACCCAUUAAAGAAAAUGUUAUUGGUGUUUGAUUUAGUCAAAUUUACAAUAUAUUUUCUUGAAUGUUAACGUUAUGAAAAUGGUCAAAAGGAAUCAAUAUUCUUUAUGACAUUUGAAGUGAUUCAAUGCUCCAUUUAUGACUUAAUUAGUGUUGGACCCUUUUUGUUGAUUAUAAAAGGGAAGCAUGUCAUAUUCUCUAGAACACACAUUGAUACAAUCAAGAAACAAUUCUUCCACUCAGAAUAGUUAUGUUAGUAUUUUUUUUUUUUUUAGUUUGAGAGUAUAACGCAAAAUUAGAUUCGAUAGAUUCUGUUUUUCAGUGAUGGUAAGUAAACAUAAACAAUACUGCAGUUGUAUCAUGGAAAUCUGAGUGCUAUGAAACCGUCACAUUACGGGGUGUUUAAAGAUUUAUAGAAAGAGAUUAAUCAUCUCGACUCUGCAAUUCUUUUUUAUUCGUUUGUUUCGGUAUUGUAAUUUUAAUUUGUGUUUUUAUUAUUUUUUACAAAUAUCAGUUGUUCUGUGAUAGUGAAAUAAGGUUCCAACAUAGAUCACUGCGAACUGAAUGUUUGGUUACUUAGUGUGAGGUACUGUAACUUUCCAACCAAAAUUCUGAAGUAAUGAGGAUUGGAGAAAGAGAUAUUUGAUCCGGAACAUUGUUCAGUUGCAAUGGUAGCGGAGUUGAGACCGGUGCACAAUUUUUCAUGCAUGCAACUGUGAGAAGAUCAACAGAAUAUUGCUCUUGAGAGAGAAACAUACCGUGAUCAUAAAAAUGUUUGCUUGAAUCCCGAAAAAAUAAUACAGUUUCCCAAAGUUUUUUAUUCUUAAUUUGAAGUUCAGCUCUUUGAGAGGCUUGAUAAGAGUAACGGAGCUGUUUCCAGUGAUGGCUAUAUCGUCUACGUAUAGACGAACUAUGAUGAUGUUAUUAUCAUGCAAAUAAAUGAAUAUAAAGGAGUCCUUAACACUGCUAACAAACCCAAACUCGAUGAAGAAGUUAUUUAAUUUAUUGAUUCAGGCUCGAGGGGACUGUUUAGUCUUAUCUACAAAACCAGCUGGUUUUUCAUUAUGAUAAAAAUUACUCUAGUUUGUUCUACCAAAUCAAACCUCUUGAAUAAACUUUAAAUAUGGUUGACCGUGCUAGUCAAGUCAGAGUGUUUGAUUUAAUCCCACAAAGUUGAUCUAGGAAUAGAAUAGUUAUUGGCAAAAAAGGAAUAUCAUAAUUUUUCAUUGCUUGAAUUUUUAACUGACCUUUUUAGGCAUUUUGACUUUUGACCAUACCCUUAUCAAAAUGGCUAAAUGCUCAUAAAUCGAGAUAUAAGAACAUAUAAACUGUAGAAAUAUUAUAAGAAAUCAAACAAAGAGAAACAAAAGAAAAAAUGGAUUCUCUAAUACAACUCAUAGUUAUCUUCAUGGUGACUAUGUUCAUAAGUGCAUCUAUAUCUCAAGCCCAGAGAACGACGACCGUGGUGAUACAUAAUGAUCUUGAAGGUGGUUUAUCUCUAGGAUACCAUUGUAAAUCGGGGGAUGAUCUUGGAUACAAGAGUUUGGCACCAGGUGGAUCAGGAUCCUUUAGCUUUAAACCUGAUAUAUUUGGUCGAACGUUAUUUUUGUGUAGCUUUAGUUGGAAUUAUGAGUUGCAUUUUUUUGAUAUCUAUAACCAAAAGAGAGACAGAGAAUUUGAAAAGUUUGGAUGCACACAAUGCGAAUGGAGGAUAAGCAAAAAGGGACCAUGCAAACUUAACAAAUACAGUAAAAUGUUUGAUAUUUGUUAUCCCUGGAAUUUUUAACAAACCCAUGUAAUAUCACUAUGUAUAACUCUUACUAUCGAAAACAGAAUAAUAAUAAUAAUAAAAUAUAUUUUUCAACUAA